Messenger RNA from Hypanus sabinus (Atlantic stingray), 4095 nucleotides. RefSeq names its product cytosolic 5'-nucleotidase 1A-like. The transcript is spliced from 6 exons. Gene Ontology annotation, biological process: adenosine metabolic process; nucleotide metabolic process. The coding region runs from base 103 to 1215 and encodes 370 amino acids. NCBI's taxonomy places the organism in Eukaryota, Metazoa, Chordata, Chondrichthyes, Myliobatiformes, Dasyatidae. Gene Ontology annotation, molecular function: 5'-nucleotidase activity; magnesium ion binding; nucleotide binding. Gene Ontology annotation, cellular component: cytosol; cytoplasm. The record is from RefSeq and is a predicted model, not a curated record.
CCCAGAGCUUCCUAGUAUUUCAUUUCGCGAGCUAGCUGUGUCUUCCUGAGUCAGUGAUUCUGGCCUGUAUUCUCACAAAGCUUUUCUACAUUUCCUUUAAAAAUGAAGGAAGGGGAAAUGCAGGACGGUGCUGUGAAUGAAAGCGAAGGGCAGGUUAAAGCUGAUACCGAGAACACAGAGGCCGACUGGAAGGCUGCCGCGGAGAAAUUUGAGAGCCUGGCUUCCACAAAGAAGCUCCGGACCCCAAAGUCUCAGUACGCCAUCACUAUCGCUGUGUCUUCUCGCUGCCUCUUUAACAUGGUAGAGGAAAGAAAAAUCUACCAGGAGCAUGGGCUGGAGAAAUACGUUAAAUAUCAGCAGGAACAUGAAGAGGAACCAUUGCAGAAGGGACCUGCUUUCCCCUUAAUCAAGGCACUGGAAAAAGUUAAUUUACAACUUCGUGACCUGUACCCUGACAGUGAUGAAAUAUUUGAUGUAGUUCUGAUGACCGACAACCAUGCACAAGUAGGAGUACGGCUGAUAAAUAGUAUCAAUCACUAUGGUCUGGCAAUUGAAAGAUUCUGUAUGACAGGUGGGAAAAGCCCAAUUGGGUACCUGAAAGCCUAUCUUACCAACCUGUACCUAUCAGCAAAUCCCGAGAAAGUGGGUGAGGCAAUUGAAGCAGGAAUUGCAGCUGCCACCAUGUUUCAGACGACGAAAGAACUAAACCUUUCAGAUAAACAGCUGAGGGUUGCAUUUGAUGGCGAUGCUGUUCUCUUCUCUGACGAGUCAGAGAAAAUUGUAAAGCUUCAUGGAUUAGAUACCUUUUUUGAACAUGAGAAGAAAUAUGAAAACAAUCCUCUUGCAAAAGGUCCCCUCAAGGGAUUUUUGGAAGUACUAGGAAAGCUGCAGAAGAAGUUUCAUGCUAAAGAUCUGCGCUGUACCUGCCCAAUCAGGACCUAUCUUGUCACAGCAAGAAGUGCUGCGAGUUCUGGAGCAAGAGCUUUGAAGACGCUUCGGAGUUGGGGGCUAGAAGUUGAUGAAGCCCUCUUUCUAGCCGGGGCACCAAAAGGACCGAUGUUAGAAAAAAUUCGCCCUCAUAUUUUCUUUGAUGAUCAAAUGUUCCAUGUGAAAGGAGCGCAGGAGAUGGGAACCAUUGCAGCACAUGUGCCAUAUGGCAUUGGACAGAAGUACAAUAAGAGCACUUCCAUAACUGAAAAUGCUGAUAAAAGUUAAAUAAAUAGUAAACCAUAUUCAGAUGAAAAACCAAGUCAGACUGUUUACUCUAGCUACUGCUGAAAUAUACUAAAAUCAAAAGUGUUAGUGGAAUGAGAAAACUGCAGUUUAAUGGAGGGGCCUUUUCUACAUAGGAUUUGCUUACUUUUUUCUUCCAGAAUUUAUUACAAUGCAUUUCAAUACUUUUAAGCUUGAGGGCUAAAGAGGAUGAAGUAAUCAGCUUAUAUUUUCAUACCAUUUUUUAAUUCUGACCACAAUAGCCUUGGAACAAUUUUGGUAAUGUAAGAGGCACAUUAGACUUGAUUGUCUCUUCAAAGCUGCAGUACUUUAUGUGAGGGUAUCAUUACUUUAAAAAUUGCUUAAUAGAUACUCUACGAUAAAAGAUGCCUGAGUGGUAUAGUUUGUUGGGUGUUAACAAUAAUUAAAAUGGUAGACAUUUCUCUUGGCAUAUUAUGUAAUAGAAGUUGUUUGCUUGGACUAGAAAUUAAUUACCUCCAGAUGCAUUUAAAAUUAUCCAAGGAAUCCCUUGAAAUUAGAACCUCAAAGCAAAAUGAGAUCAUUUCAUUUUGUGCUAGCUCUCAGAGAGACCAUCCUAAUGGUCUCUUAUUUUGCAAAUAAUGCCCCGCUUCCUUUAUAUUAAAGUUGCAUAACAGCAGUUUUAUUACUCAUAAUUCUGGGGUGGGGGAAAUUUAUUAUUAUUCCCUCACUCGAGUUAAUAUUCAGUUUCAAGCUUCACAAUAAAAGUGGUGCUGGUCAUUCAGGCAAGUCUGGGCCGCAGAAUUGUGGUUAAACUCUGAAUAAAAUGAGUCAGGAUUAUGAGCUGGAAUUUGGAUUCCAGGAUAGAUGAAGUCAAGACUUUGGUUGUUAAUUGAUCUCAAGAUGAAAGAGGCAGUGAUUAGGUUUCUAAGUGUGAUGAGCACUAUCUUUUUUUGUUCAAUCAAUGCUUUAGGUAUUUCAAAUAUUCAACAUUGCAAAAACCAUAAUGUUUGCAUCUUGCAUAGGUAAAGACUGUCUCUUUUUGGUCUUUUCCAGUUUGACUGAGGUCAUUCUUGAUCAGAAUUAAGUGCAUGUUUCCUGUAACACCACCCCUAAGCUGCCAGCUGAACCAGCUCAUGUGAGAACAUACAAUAAGUGAAAGUGGGCUUUCCAAGACACACAAUUUUCUCUGCCUAAUAUUCUCCGACUGUGUAAUGUAAUGUAUUAUAGUACUGGUAAUUUUUGAGUUGGGUGGCGGGAUGAAGAUACCUUUCUACUAAAGGAUGUUGUAGGACACUUCCCUGAAAGCCUGACAAUCUAUGAAGAGUAUUCAUAGAGGUUUGGGUCACCCAUCUUGUAAAGACACUACCCAGAAGAAGGCAAUGACAAACCACUUUUGUAGAAAAAUUGCCAAGAGCAGUUGUGCUCCUGGAAGACCAUGAUCUCCCACAUCAUAUGACAUUGCACAUUAUGAAUGCACAAAUGUUUGAGAAGUCUUAUUUCCCAUCAGAAAAUGCACUUUUGCACUGAAAUAAUCAUUGGAUCACCUUGGCCAUUUUUCAAAGGAAAACGCCCCAACAAAACAUAUGACUAGAGCUUCUUAUUCUUAUUUUUGUUUCUUAGAACAUCAGUACUUAAAUUAGGUUUGAUACUACCCCCUUUGCCAGUAUAGUGGUGUUUAUUUCUUUAAUAUAUAUGUCAAGGUUACAGAAUCACUAGAAUAUAGUUUUAUGAUACAAGCCAAGAAUACAGGUUUUAAAUCAAUUAAGUUUCUGGUCACUGAUAUCAACUAAUGUGACCUACUCUUUUCAUUUUGAUAUAUUGGAAUUAUGACUAGUUACAGUAUUUGUAAAAGCUAAAUGACUAUAUGAUCUUUACUAUAUUUCUCUGGUCAUAACAAUUUGCUAACAGUUACUGCUUUGACUUGUUUUUGCAAAAGUAGAUCAGAUUUUAGAUUUUUAUCUACAAGAACAUUUACAUUCAGAAAUAUCUUUUGCAAAGCCUAGAAUGUAAGGGCCUGCAGUGCAGGGCACUAUUUUGAAUGGAAUGAGUAGCAGAAUAAAAAUGUUUAGAAAGUAUCCAAGGAUGGUAAAUCUUGGAAAGUUUUUCAGCGUUCUCUAGUUCUCCGUAUUGAACUAUUUAAUUGUCUUUAUUUUGUUUGUGUGUUGUUAAUUUGGCAUCUGCCAUGCUAAAAGCUAAUUAAAGGACCUAAUUAAAUUAUUAGAUGAGCUUCAGCAGUUGUGCACAAGUUAGACAGAUGUUAAGAAAUACUAUAUUUUAUUGGCAAUAAUUUGCAACAGUUGGAAAUGGUUGUUUAUGGGACAGCAGAACUAUUUAAACCAUAUUUAUAUUAAUACAUUGUAUAAUGUUUUGCAUAUGCAUUAUUCUGUCUUGUGGUUGCUGUUGAGGAACACCCCCUGUUAUCAAUUGUCACCCUUAAGUGAAGGCUGGAUAGCGAUUGGGCUGCUUUGCUCAGCUUUGUGCAUAAAUUGGGGAAAUGGAUUCCAACAAUUCCUAGUCAGGGCAAGCUAACUCUGAAACCUCUUAAGGCAAUGUACCAGGCUCACCAUUUUCCUUCUUGUUGACUGUCAUUCACACCUGGUCCUGGACUGUAGGUGCAAAGCAAUCAUGAGAGAGGGAGUGAAUGUGGCAGCAAAUGGCACUUAUGUCCCCUGUUUACACAUUGUAAUUAAGAUAAGGUCUUAAUGCUUACACAUUUUUUUUAAAUUGCAACAGUAUGAAAUAAGAUUGUCUCAGUCAAAUUGAAUGUUAUUUGAUUAUUGUGGUUGAAUUGUCAUGCCUUUGCAUUUUGUAUGUUUUCUUACCUGCAAUUUUCUUUGUACAUUUUUACAAAAAAACUAUUGUUUCUUUAAUUUCAAUAAAGAAAGCUUAUUGCAAAUAUUA